This is a messenger RNA of Phanerochaete carnosa HHB-10118-sp, 2009 nucleotides long. RefSeq lists its product as uncharacterized. The transcript has 9 exons. Gene Ontology annotation, cellular component: nucleolus. The record is from RefSeq and is a predicted model, not a curated record. Gene Ontology annotation, biological process: ribosome biogenesis. Lineage: Eukaryota; Fungi; Basidiomycota; Agaricomycetes; Polyporales; Phanerochaetaceae. Bases 30 to 2009 code for a protein of 659 amino acids.
CUGAUGUCUAUGAGGCCGGCGUGGAGACCAUGUUCAACGUCGACGUCCUCCGACAAGCUCAGGAUAGAGAUGAUUAUCCCUAUGUCGAGUUUCUCUCAAGCGCUAUAACAGCGAGCCCGGUGGCUGCUUGUCAUGGCUUGCCUCGUUUGUUCAAGGCGUUCAUACAAGUUACUAGGAGACACAAGGCAGCAAUCUUCGGUCAGAGCUCUCACCAGGCUCCCGGAGCGUCUGCGGACCAGGCUCGCCAGGCUUCUCUGAAGUUCUUUGCCAUGUGCGACUCGCUGCUGAGCCCUGUCAACGAGGACGAGAUACGCUGGGAAACAAAAACUAAAUUGCUCCGGAUUAUGAAUUCCGAAGGACUCUACGGCGCAAAUAACGAGUCGAUAGACAAAGUUCUUAGCCGCAUCGGCGAGGAGACGAUCGCCGGGCUCGCCAACUUUAUUUCUGAAAACAAGCAGGUGCUUGUGGAAUAUACUCUCGAUAUCCUUUCCAUCAUCGUCGGCAUAGAUUAUGAUUUGCUAGCUCAUUCGACACCUCGUAUCCUUCAUCUGCUCCUGACGGUCCCUUCGCACACCGCUCCGGCCUACACUUAUCUCGGGAAACUCUUGGACUACCACAGGAAAACGCGGACACUGGACCUGCUGGUGGGGUCCCUUUUGGAGGCCUGUGCCUCGCGGGCACUGUUAGAUAGAUCUGCUGCUUCCGUUAGUCCUAUUCUCCGUCACCCCUUUCUGGAUGACUUUGCCAAGUCCCUCAAGUCGUUUAUCACUCCUGGCCAAGUGAGCGGUAUUGUUGACACUGUCCUGCACCAUCUGCGCGAGCAACUUCUCACGAUCGUGGACUUAUCUACUCCCUCUGACGACGAUAACAGUCGGCCCCAAAAGAAGAAGCGCAAAACAGCAAAGGAUGGUGUAUCACCUGUUACGGAAUCGUCUACACGGGCGGCCGUGGCGUUUUCUCUCGCCUCGCGCAUCGCUUGUACUGUCUUCUCCUCCAUCCCCACGCGGUAUCUGGAAGAUGACACGAAGAGUGCUGUGACCGAGGUCGUACAGUACUUCUAUGCGUUUGAACGAUCGAAGCUCAAAGACAUUUUGAAACGCAUUCGCCGUGGAGCCUCAAGCCAAGACGUACACUGGGCUGCAUCAUCGAUUCUGCGUCUGCAGUACUGUAUCAGGACCGCUCCUUCGGUGCAGGUCUCGACUCAGGGAGAUCAGAAGACUGCGUCGAAGCUGUUGUCGACUCUCGAGUCACCGAUCAGCCCCGAGCUGCGGGUCGAAAUCCUCCGUACUCUGCUGAACGACGUAGACCUCGGCUACUGCGAGUCCGCACCCGUCUUCGACGAGGUUCUUGGCCUGCUCGAACAUCACGCGGGUGAGCUCACAUGGAGCGGCCAUGUCCACGAUGUCCGGACGGACUCUCAAGCCACAAUCGCAACAUGUCAUCUGCUCGUCAGCCGUUGGCUUCCCUUGCUUGACGGCGCUGCCUCCGAAGCGCAACUGGCGCGCUUCGCAAAGCUCAUGACCUCGCCGCAGUCCUUCAGUCAAAGCAGCGUGACACACGAACAGAUCGGCCUACCCAGUAUCGUGCAGCGUGCGCUGCACAAUGCCGAGCUGUGGGAAUUACAUCGUCUCCGAGAUGCCCUUUUGGAGCAAAUAAACGCCGUCACGAAGCCUCUGGACUCCGUCGACGUCCUCACGGCGGUGCGAGGGGUGCACAGUCCUGUUGGUUUGUCGUCUGAUACAGUGGGCGCGUACAGGCUCCUGCUAUACAUUCCUGCCGAGUACUUAUCUCGCGGCAUCCGGAGCGACCUGCUUCGCAGGGUGUUGGCCGCAGAUGUCCUCUCGGAUCACGGGGAUGCACAAACGGCAUUAGCAUUCGCUCAUAGGGCCAUACUUGACAUUCCUGCUGCGGCGUGGCUUGCAGGACACGUCUUCGCAAGCAUUUGUAGCGACGUCAGAGCUGGUCAGGAUGCAUUUGGUUGUAUGCAUCAAGUCAUCGUUGAAGGGUGA